This is a messenger RNA of Tripterygium wilfordii, 934 nucleotides long. RefSeq names its product probable calcium-binding protein CML26. Lineage: Eukaryota; Viridiplantae; Streptophyta; Magnoliopsida; Celastrales; Celastraceae. The transcript has a single exon. The coding region runs from base 176 to 694 and encodes 172 amino acids. Gene Ontology annotation, molecular function: calcium ion binding. The record is from RefSeq and is a predicted model, not a curated record.
GGAUCGUGUAUCCGAUUCAUUCAUUUAAAUUUCAUUUUCCUCCACGCAUCCAACACGCUUUGAUUAUUGCCACAUGCCCUCGGCCUUAUAACCAACUCUUCCCCUCCUUAUCCACCCACUCACCGCGUCUUAAAGUUCCUUUCCGUUCUUUCUCUCUCUAGCAAAUCCACACAAAAUGGCAACAGCAGAAGCGCCAAUGACCACCGACUCUGAUUCCAAUCAGAAAUCGUACCUCCCUAACAUGGAAGAGCUAGAGAAAGUUUUCAGCCGAUUUGACGCCAACGGAGACGGCAAGAUCUCGUUGUCGGAGCUAGGCGACGUGAUGAAGGUGAUGGGGUCGUCUUACUCCCCGGGCGAGCUUGAGCGUGUGAUGGAGGAUAUUGACAGUGACAAAGACGGAUUCAUCAGCCUUCCUGAGUUCGCUCAUCUCUGCCGCACCACCUCCAACUCUUCUCAGGAGCUACUCGAUGCGUUUGACCUGUACGACAAGGACAAGAACGGACUCAUCUCUUCUUCCGAGCUCCACCUCGUUCUCAACCGCCUCGGCAUCAAAUGCUCCGUUGACGACUGCGUCAAGAUGAUCCGCUCCGUUGAUUCUGAUGGCGACGGGAAUGUCAAUUUCCAGGAGUUCGAGAAGAUGAUGUCCAAUAAGCUCGCCAACGGAUCCGGAUCCGGAUCCGGAUCCGGAUUCUAGGUUUGUUGUGAUGGAGACUUGUGGAUCUGUGCGCGCACAGACGGUAUCCUCAUCUUAUCCUUUGUUCUUGUAAAUUUUCGUGGAACUAUAAAUCUUGACGUCAAUGUCCAGAUAUUAGGGCUUAAUCGUUCUAUUUCCUUUAGGUUUCUUAUAAAUACUUUGUCUGACUUCUUCUGAUUAGACCUGAAUCAACUGAUUCGUAUGAAUAUUGAAAUGGAAAAUCAGAAUAUUCAUUCCUAA